Necator americanus (New World hookworm) is the source of this 441-nucleotide messenger RNA. RefSeq lists its product as uncharacterized. Gene Ontology annotation, molecular function: nucleic acid binding. The record is from RefSeq and is a predicted model, not a curated record. The transcript has a single exon. Bases 1 to 441 code for a protein of 146 amino acids. Lineage: Eukaryota; Metazoa; Nematoda; Chromadorea; Rhabditida; Ancylostomatidae.
AUGGCGGAUCCUUUCGUGAAAGGUGAAAUCUAUGAGAAGAAGGUCAUGCUGAGCGACUGGUGGGGAGUUCAUGGAAUAUACCGUUUCGAAGUGCUGCCGGACAACACGACAGUCACUGCCGAGGUCUACUGCGCUCAACUGCAAAGACUGGCCGACAAGAUCCGCAAGGAGCACCCGAAGCUCGACAACGUUCGCCUGCUGCACAAUAACGCGCACCCUCACACCGCGAAGAAGACUUCCCAGAAAAUUCUGAAGCUCAGAUGGGAAGUUCUACCGCACAAACCGUACAGCCCGGACCUGCCCCGAGCGACUACCACCUCUUCCGAUCGCUUCAACAUCACCUGGAAGAGAUGCGCUACGAUGAUCGUGACCACCUCGAAAAUGCCUUUGGGCUUUCUUUGCCUCCAAGUCGCCGGAGUUCUACGCCAAAGGAAUCCGUGA